CGGCUGGAGGUGCUCUCCGGGGAGCAGCUGCCCAAACCGACGCGGGGCCGGAUGCGGAUCCACUCCCUGGAGAACGUGGACAAGGCGCUGCAGUUCCUCAAGGAGCAACGGGUGCACCUGGAGAACGUCGGCUCCCACGACAUCGUGGACGGCAACCACCGCCUCACCCUCGGCCUCAUCUGGACCAUCAUCCUCCGCUUCCAGAUCCAGGUGAUCAAAAUCAAGACCGAAGACAACCGGGAGACGCGCUCGGCCAAGGACGCUCUGCUGCUCUGGUGCCAGAUGAAGACGGCGGGCUACCCCGAGGUGAACAUCCAGAACUUCACCACCAGCUGGAGGGAUGGGUUGGCCUUCAACGCUCUGAUCCACAGACACAGGUCUGCCGUGGGGCAGACGGGGGGCAACCCGGCCGCCUGGGUCCCCUCUGGGGGGCUUCGGGGACUGACGCUUCACCGCCCGCCAGACGUCAACAUGGAGGACCCCGACGAGAAGUCCAUCAUCACCUACGUGGUGUCCUUCUACCACUACUUCUCCAAGAUGAAGGCGCUGGCCGUGGAGGGGAAGCGCAUCGGGAAGGUCCUGGAUCAGGCCAUGGAGAUCGAGGCCAUCAUCGAGCGGUACGAGGCGCUGGCGGCCGAGCUGCUGGCCUGGAUCCAGCACACCAUCACCAUCAUCAGCAACCAGAAGUUCGCCAACUCCCUGACCGGGGUGCAGCAGCAGCUCCAAGCCUUCACCGCCUUCUGCACCCUGGAGAAGCCCGUCAAGUUCCAGGAGAAGGGGAACCUGGAGGUCCUGCUCUUCACCAUCCAGAGCAAGCUACGGGCCAACAACCGUAAGCUCUACGUCCCCAGUGAGGGCAAGAGCAUCUCCGACAUCAACAAGGCUUGGACCUGCCUGGAGAAGGCAGAGCACGAGCGGGAGGUGUUGCUGAGGAACGAGCUGAUCCGGCAGGAGAAGCUGGAGCUGCUGGCCCAACGUUUCGACCACAAGGCUGUCAUGAGGGAGACGUGGCUGAACGAGAACCAACGCCUGGUCUCGCAGGACAACUUUGGCUAUGACCUGCCGGCGGUGGAGGCCGCCAUGAAGAAGCACGAGGCCAUCGAGGCCGACAUCUCCUCCUACCAAGAGCGCAUCCAGGUGGUGGUGGAGCUGGCCCUGGAGAUGGAGUCCGAGGGCUACUACGACACCAAGCGCAUCAGCGCCCAGAAGGACAACAUCCUGCGGCAGUGGGUUCUGCUGGUCUCCAAGGAUUUGGGGAAGCAUCUUCUGGAGGUCGAGGACCUGCUGCAGAAGCACGGGCUGCUGGAGGCUGACAUCUCCGCCCAGACCGAGCGGGUGCAGGCGCUCAACGCUGCCGCGCUCAAGUUCUCGGAGCUGGAGGGCUACCAACCCUGCGACCCCCAGAUCAUCUGCAACCGGGUCAACCACGUCCAGACGUGCCUGGAGGAGCUGGGGGAGCUGGCGGGCAAGAGGCGCAAGGAGCUGGAGGACUCCCGCCAGCUUUGGGCCUUCUUCCAGGAGAUGGAGGAGGCCGAGGCGUGGAUCCGCGAGAAGGAGAAGAUCCUGGCCGCCAAGACGUGCGGCCGGGACCUGAGCAGCGUCUUGACGUUGACCAACAAGCACAAGAGCAUGUUGGGCGAGCUGGGCAGCCGACGGGCGCUGCUCCACCAGACCAUGAAGAGGGGCGAGCAGAUCUUGGCCAAGAAACGUUUCGGGCCCGGUGGGAUCCAGGAGAAGAUGCGGGAGGUUCGCCUCCGCUGGAAGAAGCUGGAGGAGGUGACGGGAUUGCACCAGCAACGCUUGCAGGAGGCCCUCAACUUCUUCCAGUUCAGCGCCGAGACGGACGACCUGGUGGCCUGGUUGCAGGACACCUACCGCAUCGUCUCCAGCGAUGACUUCGGCCACGACGAUUACUCCACCCAAGCUCUCCUGCGGAAGCACCGGGCUGUGGUGGAAGAGGUGGAGAAGCACCGGGCGGCCGUCUUGGCCCUCCGGAAGCAGUUGGCUCUUCUGGCACCCGAGCACCGGCAGGGGGUUGACGUGCAGAUCCGGGUGGUGGAGGUGGAGCAGCUCUACGGGGAGGUGGCCGAGGUGGCCGUGCUGCGGCAGCAGUGGUUGCAGGACGCCUUGGCCGUCUACCGCAUGUUCAGCGAGGUGCACGCCUGCGAGGUCUGGGUGGACGAGAAGGAGCAGUGGUUGGAGAAGAUGGAGGUGCCGGAGGAGCUGGAUGAGGUUGAGGUGGUCCAGCAUAGGUUUGAGAGCCUGGACCAGGAGAUGAACAGCGUCAUGGGACGGAUCUUGGACGUCAACCAAGUGGUGCAGCAGUUGGUGGAUGGGGGCCACCCCAGCUCGGAGGAGGUCCGCUCCUGCCAGGACCACCUCAACAGCAGGUGGAACCGGGUGGUGGAGCUGGUGGAGCGCAAGAAGGGCCAACUGAGCUCCGUCCUGAAGAUCCAGAACUACCUGCUGGAGUGCAGCGAGAUGAAGGAGCAGGUGCGGGAGAAGAGAAAAGCCAUCGAGGCCACGCAAUCGGGCGGCGGCGACCUGGGCGGCGUGUUGGCCCUGCAACGCCGCCUCUCCACCAUGGAGGCGGCUCUGGUGGUCUUGGAACCUCGGUUGGUGGAGCUUCAACAGGAGGGCGAAGCCUUGGCUGCGUCCCACCCCGGGAGAGCCCUGGAGAUCCUCCUGCCCUUCGAGCAGAUCAGCGAGGAGUGGGAGGCCCUGAAGAGGGCGCUGCAAGGUUGCGAGGACUCGUUGACCGUCGCCGGUCGCUUGCAACAGUUCAUCCAAGACCUGGACAACUUCUUGGGUUGGUUGGUGAAGACCCAAGCGGCCGUCGCCUCCGAGGAGGUGCCCGAUAGCUUGACCGAAGCGGAGAGGUUGUUGAACCACCACGCGGCCCUCAAGGAGGAGAUCAACGGCUACGAGGAGGACUACGCCAAGAUCCAGGCGGCCAGCGACCUGCUGGCCUUGGAGGAGACGGAGGUCCCCUACCUCUCGUUGCAGCAGUGGUUGCAGAAGUUGGACGCGGGGUGGGGCAAGCUGCUGCGGAGCUGGGAGACGCGGCGGGAGGUGCUGGUGCAGGCUCACGUCUUCCACCUCUUCCUGCGGGACGUCCAGCAGUGCGAGGCCACCCUCUCCAACCAGGAGUCCACCCUGGUCCACGCCGAGCUCCCGGACACGGUGGAAGGGGUGACCAACGCCAUCAAGAAGCACAAGGACUUCACCACCACCAUGGAGCUCCACCUGCAGAAGAUCCAGCUGGCCCUACAAGCCGGCGAGAGCCUCCAACGUCAAGGCAACCUCUACGGCGACCGCGUGGCCGAGGCGAUGGAGGGUCUCCGUGCCAAAUUGUCCAUGAGCACCCUACAGCUCCUCAAGAAGCACCUCCUGACGGAGCAAACGGUGGAGAACUACGAGGAGACCAUCGCCCAGCUCUCCCGCCAAUGCCGCGCCCUACUGGAGCUUGGCCAUCCUCAAAGCGAACAGGUCAGCAGGCGGCAGUCGCAGGUUGACCGGCUGUACGUGUCUCUGAAGGACCUGGUGGAGGAACGCAAGGCCAAGCUGGAGCAGCAGUAUUGGCUCUACCAGCUCAACCGCGAGGUGGACGAGCUGGAGCACUGGAUCGCCGAGAAGGAGGUGGUGGCCGGCUCGCCGGAGCUGGGACAGGACUUCGAGCACGUCACGGGUCCCGUGUCCUCUCCCAUCCAUGAAACCAAGGAAGUCCUCGCCCAUCUGGAGGACCCAUCUGUCCCAUCCCAAGGACCCAUGUCCUUUCCCACCCAUGAAGCCAAGGACCCCUCUCCUGUCCCAUCCUGGUGGGAAGCACCGGUCCUCUCAGCCCCCGUCCCCACUCGUAGGGACGUCUCCUCGGUGGAGCUGCUGAUGAACGACCACCAAGGUCUCAAGAGUGAGAUCGAAGCCCGCGCCAAGAGCAUCGCCGCCUGCCUGGAGCUGGGCAAGACCCUCAUCCUCAGCAAGAGCCCGGCGGCCGACGAGAUCAAAACCCACGUGGAUAAGCUGCUGGCGAAGAAGAAGGAGAUGACAGAGAAGUGGGACAAGCACUGGGAAUGGCUGCAGCAGAUGCUGGAGGUGCACCAGUUCGCCCAGGAGGCGGUGGUGGCCGACGCUUGGCUGACGGCCCAGGAGCCCCUGCUGAAGAGCCAGGAGCUGGGCAGCAGCGUGGACGAGGUGGAGCAGCUCAUCCGGCGACACGAGGCCUUCCGGAAGGCGGCCGCGGCGUGGGAGGGGAGGUUCAGCUCCCUCCGACGGCUCACCACGAGUGACACCCCCUCCUUGCCCCCCCCAACCUGCCCCCAAAUCUCCACCGACAGCAAAGCCACCCUGGCCGACAUCGUGGAGCAGCUGCAGGAGAAGGAGGCCAGUGGCCCCGUGCCGGCGCCGCACGAGGGCUUCCUCCUCCGCAAGCACGAGCUGGACGGACCCAACAAGAAGGCGUCCAACAGAUCCUGGGUGAACCUCUACUGCGUCCUGAGCAAGGGUGACCUGGGCUUCUACAAGGAUGCCAAGGGCCAAGCGGCCGGCAGCACCCAUGGUGGUGAACCCCUCCUCAACCUCCACAACUCCCACAGCGAGGGGGUGGCCAGCGACUACAAGAAGAAGAAGAACGUCUUCAAGCUCAAGACCAGCGAUGGGAGCGAGUUCCUCCUGCAAGCCAAGGAUGAG
Messenger RNA from Opisthocomus hoazin, 4686 nucleotides. Lineage: Eukaryota; Metazoa; Chordata; Aves; Opisthocomiformes; Opisthocomidae. The record is from RefSeq and is a predicted model, not a curated record.